AUGUUCGAGCAGCUAUACCCCGGUAUAAAGAACUAUUCAGCGGCGGAUUGGGGCGGUACACGGGCGGCAAGGCAACACUCCCUUUUGCGAGAGGGUGCUCGGCCGGUGUUUUAUCGGGCGCGGCCACUGCCUUACGCUCUGAGGGGUCCGGUCGACGUGGAGCUGGACGCCAUGUUGCGCGCGGGCAUCAUCGAGCCCGUGGAGUACUCGGAGUGGGCGACGGCAUUGGUACCGAUACGUAAAGCUGACGGCGGACUUCGUAUCUGUGCUGAUUACAAAGUAACUUUAAAUCCUGUCUUACUGGUCGAUAGAUACCCGCUACCGAAGAUCAAUGAUCUAUUAGUGAGCUUAAACGGUGCUACUCAUUUCUCAAAAAUUUACUUAUCCCUUGCUUAUAAUCAGAUUGAGCUGGAUGAUUAA
Messenger RNA from Arctia plantaginis, 420 nucleotides. NCBI's taxonomy places the organism in Eukaryota, Metazoa, Arthropoda, Insecta, Lepidoptera, Erebidae. The record is from the annotation of a GenBank genome assembly.